This is a messenger RNA of Hibiscus syriacus, 1226 nucleotides long. RefSeq names its product probable serine/threonine-protein kinase fhkB. The record is from RefSeq and is a predicted model, not a curated record. The transcript has 3 exons. Lineage: Eukaryota; Viridiplantae; Streptophyta; Magnoliopsida; Malvales; Malvaceae. The coding region runs from base 155 to 1096 and encodes 313 amino acids.
CAAGCAUAUUCCUCUGAUCUUCAAUUGCCUUAAAGUUUCAACGAAUUCUAAACAGUAAUUUCAUCUCAUCAUAGAAUUUUAAAUCUAAUCUCUUAUCUUUGUCUAUUCAAAAUUUUCUUUUGAAAUUUUUAUUUUGGGGAGAAAGGGGAGACAAAUGGUGGGAGGAGGAAGCAGGUGGGACGAAGGAUCUGUGGUGAUAACUAGCACAAACGUGUUUGCGGCUCUCGAAACUCUCAGAAAGAAGAAGAAAUCUGACAAGGACCGACGUUCUAGAAAAUCUUCUUCCAAGUCUCAGCAACAGAAGUCUCAACAAGAACCAGAGUCGCAGGUCUUUUGGACUCCGGCACCUCUCACAGUCAAGUCUUGGGCGGAUGUCGACGACGAAGACGAUGAUGAUUUUUAUGCCAUGACCGCUCUGCCUCAGUCCGUCUGGGGGACCUCUGAACCUUCUCAAAAUCAUGAAGAAAAAACAGCUAGCGUAGAGGAUAGUGAGAGUGAAGAAGAUAUUUUAGAUGAAGGUGAUGAUGAUAUGAAUGAAGAUCAUGAUGAAGAACCAGAGAUUCAAGUACAUCCAGAGCCUAUGCUAAAAAGGGAUCUUGAAAUUCCUGCACCACCCAAAGAGGCAGAAAGACAACUUUCAAAGAAAGAGAGGAAGAGGAAGGAACUUGCAGAGUUGGAUGCUCUUCUUGCAGAUUUUGGAGCUACACAGAGGGAGAGCUACAGCCAGGAUGAGUCACAUGGUAAUUUUAACCAACUUGAUGUACCACAAGAAAAGAAAGAAAAUCCUCCCGGAGAGUCUAAAAGUACCAAGAAGAAGAAAAAGAAAGAUAAAUCAAAGGAGGGAAAAGAAAUUCAGGAUCAGCCCAGUAGUACAGAUGCCACCAAUGGGCCUGAUGCUGCUGCUUGGAAUGAGCAGACUGGGGAGAAUGCAGCUGCUGUUGAUGUGAAGGAGCGGCUAAAGAAGGUGACAUCUAUGAAGAAGAAAAAAUCUAGCAAAGAGAUGGAUGCUGCCGCAAAAGCUGCUGCACAAGAGGCUGCUGCAAGAAGUGCGAAGAAGAAAGAGAAGAGCCGGUACAACCAACAGCCAGUACGGUAAAGCCCCAUUUUUGUUUGGCAUACAUAUAUAUGAACAUGCAUUUCUCGUUGUUCAUAUGAAAAUUGAAAUAAACAGAUGACCUUGCUUUCUUUGAAAACCUUGGACCGUUUAGUUGUACUUGAGUUGACUU